Camelina sativa (false flax) is the source of this 1954-nucleotide messenger RNA. Its product is annotated as F-box/LRR-repeat protein At3g59200-like. The record is from RefSeq and is a predicted model, not a curated record. Gene Ontology annotation, molecular function: protein binding. NCBI's taxonomy places the organism in Eukaryota, Viridiplantae, Streptophyta, Magnoliopsida, Brassicales, Brassicaceae.
AGAAGCAACCAAAAUUAGAAAGCAAUUCUUGGUGAUUCACUAAAAACGCCGUCGUUUAGUGGUUCCAGCAUUGGAAUUCACACCAUCCCGCCACAUCGCCUACCGAUCUCACUGACGGCCAAAAUUGACAAAAAAACCCUAAUUUUCAUUUUGCGGCUCUGUUUCCACACACAAAACCUCCGACUCUGGCGAUUUUUAUGGGUUCAAGUUGCAAGUGUUGUUAAAAAAACAAAAGAUGGAUUUGAUCAGCAAUCUACCAAACCCUCUAAUCUCCCACAUCUUGUCCUACCUUCCAACGAAAGAAGCAGCUUCAACAUCUGUUCUCUCGAAGAAAUGGCGUUACUUGUUCGCGUUUGUAACAAAUCUUGAUUUUGAUGACUCCGACUAUGAGAACGAUGUAGGAAGAAGCGAUGCUGAAAUCAGUACAAGUUUUAUGGGGUUUGUGGACAGAGUGUUGGCUUUGCAAGGGAAUCUUACCGUGAACAGAUUCUCUCUAGACUGUAGUAAUUUUGAUAUUGAUCUUGAUCGUGUCACUGGUUGGAUAUUAAAUGUGUUGGGACGCGGUGUAUCAGAUCUUGAUCUAAGCCUCUUGGAGUAUACCUUGCCUUGCGAGAUCUUUGUGAGUAAGACGCUGGUUAAGCUGAAAUUAGGACCAGGAGAGGAUCUCUGUCUCACCAUUGAUAGGAAAGAUGUUUUUCUUCCAAAGCUUAAGACUCUCUAUCUUGAUUCUGUUGUGGUUGAAGAGCGUGGUUUUGGGUUUGUUAAGCUUCUCUCUGGCUGUCCUGUGCUCGAGGAACUAGUUCUGAUGAAUAUAGGGUGGGAGUAUUGGAAGUUUUGCACUGUGUCUCUCAAAUCUCUCAAGACGCUGACGUUUUUCCGUGAGGAGGAGUACACUGAUGAGAAUCCAAAGAGCGUGUCGUUUGUUACUCCAAAUCUUGUUUACCUAGAGUACUCUGACGCUGUUGCGGGACAGUAUCCUAAAGUGAACUUUAGUUCGCUUGUUGAAGCUCAUAUCGGUCUUCGACUGACUGAUGAUCAGAGUGCAGAUGCAAACGUUUCAGAAGACGACUAUUUCCCGGAAGAUGAUGAGGGAAGACAGAUGACCGUUAAUGCAACAGAUUUUUUCAAGGGAAUUAGCAGUGUUCAGAUCCUUUACUUAUCUGCCAAAGCUAUUGAGGUACUUACUUUCUGCUGUGAGCCAAUCCCGGUAUUCAACAACCUGAUUCAGUUAACGAUUGAGAGUCACUCGGAAGUUGGAUGGGAUUCACUGCCAGGUCUACUCAAGAAUUGUCCAAAUCUCGAAACCCUUGUUUUAAAGCGUCUUAUCCACAAGUAUAACAAGGCAUGUGGGAACGUGUGCUGUUGUAAACGUCCGAAGCAUCCUUCUUGCCUUUCAUCUUCUCCGGUGAAGGUGCUAAAGAUUUUUCUGUUUGAUGACAACGAUGAAGAAGACGGGUCAGAAAUACUGCAGAUUAGGUAUUUCUUGGAGAAAAUGCCGCGUCUUGAACAGUUGAUUGUGUACUACAAUACGUCGUAUGACCCUGCUGUGUUAAACUUAUCCAAGAAGCUUCAGAAGGUUCCUAAAGUAGCUUCACCAAAGUGCAAGAUCCAGGUAGUCUCUGAGAAUCUUAGUUUGACAUGCACUGUUCCUUCUUUCUUAACAACGAAAUGGUCUGCUCUUCCUCCCGAAGAAGAACAUCGCUGGCCUGAGUCUCCUCCUCCUACCGAGAUAAAAGAUCCCAUGCUUAUGUAUUGUUCUUCCCCAGAAGACGAAGAUUACUGGUUCAACUAGGCUUUGAUCUAAACUCAAAGCAAUUAAAGAUUUCCUCUGUUUCUGUCUUUUUGUACUUUUGCACUCUCUAGCUCUUGUCUUUUUUGAAACUGAGAAUGUUAAAACUUUAUGUGAUGUUUGUUUCCCCCUUAUUCUGUGGUGUUAAAACUGUUUGUUCCAACU